AUGUCGAUUAUGAGCUAUACUGGUGGAACUGUGGUCGCAAUGGCCGGCGAUGAAUGUGUCUGCAUUGCUUCUGAUCUUCGCAUCGGAGAGCAAAUGACAACGAUUGCAACGGACCAGAAAAAAGUGCACAAAGUGACAGACAAAGUAUACGUCGGACUUGCUGGAUUCCAAUCUGACGCUCGUACCGUUCUGGAGAAAAUCAUGUUCCGCAAAAAUCUCUACGAGCUCCGUGAGAACCGCCGCAUCAAGCCACAAGUUCUCUCCGAAAUGAUCUCCAAUCUGGCUUAUCAACAUCGUUUUGGAAGCUACUUCACCGAGCCACUCGUUGCCGGACUCGACGACACUAAUAAACCAUAUAUCUGCUGCAUGGACACGAUCGGCUGUGUCUCAGCUCCACGAGACUUCGUGGCUGUUGGAACAGGACAGGAGUAUUUGCUUGGAGUUUGCGAGAAUUUCUGGCGCGAGAACAUGAAGCCAGAUGAGCUCUUCGAGGCCACAGCUCAGUCGAUUCUUUCCUGCUUGGAACGCGACGCAGCUUCCGGAUGGGGAGCAGUUGUCUACACAAUUACUAAGGAUAAAGUGAACAUCUCAACCAUCAAAGCUCGCAUGGAUUAA
This is a messenger RNA of Caenorhabditis briggsae, 615 nucleotides long. It is a transcript of the gene Cbr-pbs-3, whose product is annotated as Protein CBR-PBS-3. The coding region runs from base 1 to 615 and encodes 204 amino acids. Gene Ontology annotation, biological process: proteasome-mediated ubiquitin-dependent protein catabolic process. The transcript has 3 exons. Lineage: Eukaryota; Metazoa; Nematoda; Chromadorea; Rhabditida; Rhabditidae. Gene Ontology annotation, cellular component: proteasome core complex; proteasome core complex, beta-subunit complex. The record is from RefSeq and is a predicted model, not a curated record.